Molecule: messenger RNA, 3959 nt
Organism: Scheffersomyces stipitis CBS 6054
Lineage: Eukaryota; Fungi; Ascomycota; Pichiomycetes; Serinales; Debaryomycetaceae
Gene: PHO81
Product: Pho81p
Exons: 2
Coding region: 1-3909 (1302 amino acids)
Biological process (GO): lipid metabolic process
Molecular function (GO): phosphoric diester hydrolase activity; protein binding
Source: RefSeq, a predicted model, not a curated record
AUGAAGUUUGGAAAGUAUCUCGCCUCGAGACAGUUGGAGCUACCUGAGUACUCCGGUCAUUUUAUAGACUACAAGGCUCUCAAGAAAUUGAUCAAGCAGUUGGCCAUUCCCACCACAACUUCCACCAAUGACGAAUCCAAUAGACCGCUCACCCAGGCGGAAAUACAGCAGACACUCAAAGAAAACAAGGCGCUGUUCUUCUUCCGUGUGGAGCGUGAGUUGGACAAAGUCAACUCGUUCUACUUGGAGAAGCAAGCCAAUUUGGCCAUCAACCUCGACUUGUUGGUGAUGAAAAAAAACGAGCUCUUGACCAAAAGUGCCUACUUCAUCAACCAGCAGAAUAACCUGUCAAACGGUGGCGGUCCCACCUCGAAUCCUCUGGCCAAUUCUAUCAACGCCAAUUUCAGAAACUCCAUCUCCUACUUGAACUUGUACCAGAACUUCAAAAAAAUACACCAGGACUUGAUCAGAUUACAGCAGUUUAUAGAGCUCAACGAGACUGGUUUUUCCAAAGUUGUCAAGAAAUGGGACAAACGGUCGAAGUCUCACACAAAGGAGUUGUUCAUCCUGACGGCUGUCUCCGUCCAGCCUGUCUUUCACAAGAACGAAAUCAACGAGUUGUCAGACUUGGUCACACAGUCGCUCUUUGACUUGGAAUCGAUAAUGGACGGUGAUUAUUCAACAUUAAACAACUACUCGUCAUCUUCUCUUGCAGCUACUUCCCCACCUAUACUAAAGGUCUUAUCCAGAACCAACUCCACGUCCAAUAUCAAUAUUCCGAGUGACCCAUCUGAUUCUGCCAGCGAAAGACACCAGUCGAUCAGCUCUUUGCCAAUUCCCGGCAACUUCCCAGCCUCUCGCAAUAGCUCUAUUAUCAACUUACAGAAUAACGAAAUUGACGAGUUAUACUCCAGCUUCGUCAACGUAGCCACCAUUAAGGAUCCAGACUUGUCGAUCUUAUCGAGAUGGGUCGACAAAGUGAAGAGCUCAUCCAAGAGUGGCAGAAAUGAGUCUUCUGCGUCGAUUUCGUCCAGUCUGUCUGGAAAGCCUCAAUUCAACUCUAUAGCCAAAUUCAAGUUGUCCAAGAUCUUUCUAUUAUCAGUUGCAAACUUGAAGAUCUCUGACAGCUUCUUAGAGUCUUUCCUCGAUUUGAUCCACUACGAGAUCGACUUUGCAUUUAUCAAUGACGAAUUCAACAACAACAAGAAUAUUCUCCACGAAUGCUGCUCUAUCCCGCCAGACUCUACCCACGAGAGAAGCCAUCACGUCAUUAUCAACAACGGUGUCAAGGUUAUCAAUUCAACGGAUUCGAUAAACCAUUCUAGAACGUUCAUCAUACAACACAUCAUGAACAACUUGGACCAACAACAGAGAGCAAAUCUCUUGAUCUGCAAGGAUUUCAACGGAAGAACCUGUUUGCAUUACGCUUCUCAGAAUAAUCGGUUAGAUUUACUUGAGAUAUUGACUACAUAUUUCCCCAAGGAGCAUAUAGACGAUUUGGACAACGAUUCAAUGUCUCCAUUAUUAUUAGCUAUUAAGCACGGAAACCUCAAUGUCAUCAAGAAGUUGGUACAACUGGGAAGUAACUGCUUUCCUCAGAAUGAUGAAAGUAAAUUGCAAUAUUUGCCUAUCAAUUAUGCCUGUAAGUUUGGCGAAUACAAGACGUUGGAGUAUUUGCUCUCUUACAGCAAACCUACUAAUAAUAAUGAACAGUUGAACCAGCAAGAUGUGGAAGGGUUGCCACCUUUGCAUGUUAUUGCUAGGUCAGGUCACUAUAAGCUAAUCAAGUUGUUGAUUCAGUACGGUGCCGAAAUCAACCGUGUAGAUGGUUUCAACAAGUGGACACCCAUCUUUUAUGCAGCUUCUGAAGGACAUGUCAAAACUACACAAGAAUUAGUGAAGUUGGGUGCAAAGUUGAACAUUGUGGACGAGGAUGGUUACAACGUCUUGUACUACUGUGUUGUAGAGGGUCAUAUCAACGUGUUGAAUGAAUUAUUGAAUCACUACAAUACAAUUCAAUCCAACCAAAAGCGUGAAAACAUUAAUACAAUCAACACAAUAAUAAGUGAGGAAAUCAUCGCUAGCAAACAACAACAGAAUUCCAGUACUGAUAGUAACAAUUCUAUGUCAAUCUUGGUGGAGAAUGAUGACGACUCUGAGGAUAGCGGAAGCAUCGAUAAGAAUAAUGUGGAUAGUAUUCCGGACUUGCAAUUACCACCUCCAAUCUUGCCUUUGAGAAGAUACGGUCAUAAUUUCUUAGAACAGAAGGUAUUGAUUGAAUUGAUCUUCCCCAGUGAUGCAGAGUUUAUCAAUUUCUUUAACUCGACUACAGAUUUAAAACCAGGCAGAAUAACCUUGACAUCCAAUAACUCUGAUAUUGUUCCUAGAAAUAUCUUGCUUCCUAUUGCAGACGACACCAAAGCGAUCAACAAUUGCGUUUUCCAGACGGAAGUUGAUUCAUUGAAUGAGUUCAGAAUUGACUUUGAGAUCUUUCCCAAGUUUGGUACCAGAUUAAUUGCAAAGACUACCGCUUUAUCUUUUUCGCAGAUUGACACCUCAUCUCCAGAAAUAAACUCAAUUCAACUUCCUCUCUUUGACUUAAGAUUGAGAAACAUUGGUGAAUUGAAAUUUAAUUACCAAGUCAUUUUUCCGUUUUCUGGUACAUUGUUGGAGACGUCGAAGUUUGACACUUACUGGAAAUCGUCUACAAGCUUUGUAAAGAAUAGGCAGACAUUGAAAUUGAACGCUGCUGGAGGAUUGUCACCUAAUAACUUUUUGUCGCCUUCUAGCAUUAACUCUAUGAUUGGUUCUUCUUCAACUGCUUCCAAGAGUAAUGCAUCUGGAAAUGGCAACAGCAACUUGAUUAACAAUCCUCUUACCUCUACCAAUGAAUUAGUCUCUGGCUCUACACCGUCUUCAAUCGUUACUGCUACGUCUUUAUCUGGAGAAUAUCUCAGAAUCAAGAUAUGUUUGCUUAAUGACGGUACACCGGUUGUAUGCCCUCAUUGGUCUAUUCCUAUUACUGAAAAUAUUGACCUCUACUUGCCUAAUUUGUCCUUAGAACAAUUAAGCUCCAUUACAAACGACUUAUUUGAUUACGGCAAGGUAAUUCACGAUUUGUCUGGAAUGACUAUUAAAGAUAUUGUCUUGAUAAAGAAACUUUUGAGAAUCAUUUACUUACCAUUGGAUGUGUUAUUGGAGAUUUUAAAUGUUGAAAUCAAUUUGAACUUAGAGUUAGUUUUUCCAUCCCUUUACGAAUUGGAGAAUUUGCCAUUCAUUGGUAACAUACAGCUGAACUUGAACAACUUUAUUGACUUCACUUUGAAUGACGUCUUUAAUCACAUUCGGUCAUCUAAAUUGAGCCAUGGUUCUUCUGGAAGAUCAAUCAUCUUUCUCUCCUCGAAUUCUCUUAUUUGCAAGAUUUUGAACUGGAAACAACCAAAUUUUCCUGUUUUCUUGAUCAUGAAUGGCAUUGCUUACAAUGGCAAUAAACGAAAGUUUGAAUCCAGAACUGCCAACGGCUUAUUGAUUGAAGAUAUUCAAAAGUCAAAGGCUGCCAGCGGACAUCAGCCAAUCACUCCAGAUUCAAAACCACCCAACAAGUCAUCUCGCGAUAAAAUUGUCAGCAACCACCAGGAAGUUACAAUUAGAUCUAUCAAAGAGGCUGUGAACUUCACGAUCAACAACAAUUUGAUUGGUUUAAUCACUUCAAUUCACUUGUUGGAUUUGGUUCCCAAGUUGGUCCCUUUGAUUAGAUCCAGAGGUCUAGUGUUGGUUGCUUCCAGUGAUGUUGGUGACGAGGAGAACGAAGAAUCUCUUCAGAAGGAAUUGGAUUCGUACACGAGAACCGAAAUCAACGGUUUGAGAUUUGAUGACGUCUUGAGCUUCAAAGAAGAUAUCACAAUGUGAGGUACAUAGCAUAGGUUUUAUUUAUUGUAUAUUAAUGUAUCGGUUACUUU